AUGGCAGAGGUGUAUGAUCAGGCUGGUUUAGAUGCGGCAAGAGGUAAUGCACCAGCAAGUAAUCCAUUUGCAGGAGCAGGCGGUUCUCCUGGUGGAGGAGGCCCCGGUGGCAGUUUCCACUUUAGUUCUACUGGAGGAGGUCCUCAUCAGUUCUCCUCAGCUGAUGCCUUCAACUUGUUCAAUCAAUUUGGGGGAUUUGAGGAUAUAUUUGGUGGUAUGGGGGGCAGUGGUGGCUCUAGUCGUGGUGGUUCGCCGUUUGGAGGAGCCCAGUUCAGUAGUAGUUCAAUGCCUGGAGGCUUUAGCUCGAGUGGAUUCGGAGGAAUGCCUCAGCAGCAACAGCAGCAACAACAGACCAGAAGAAGGAGGGAACCAGAAGUUGUGGAUUUGAACGUUCCUUGCACCUUAGAACAGUUGUACACGGGUGCAACUAAAAAGAUGAAGAUCAAGAGAAGGGGACCCAGUGGAGAGUUGGAGUCUACAAUUAUUCCAAUACAGUUGAAACCAGGCUGGAAGUCCGGUACCAAAAUCACCUAUAAAGAUAUGGGGGAUUGGCACGAUGGACAGAGACAAACAGUUAGAUUUAUUAUCACAGAGAAGCCGGACCCUACAUUUAAAAGAGAGGGUAAUGAUUUGAGAACCAAGGUUAAGUUGAGCUUCAAGGAGUCUCUACUUGGAUACCAGAAGCAAAUUGCUACUAUUGAUGGUCGUAAAGUUCCUGUUAGUAAGUCCACACCUACACAGCCCGGUUCCGUGACCAGAUAUCCAAAUCUCGGUAUGCCGAUAUCGAAGACACCUGGUGGAAAUGGAGAUUUGAUUGUAGAAUUCGACGUUGAUUAUCCUAUAUAUUUGAGCGAUACCCAGAAGGCUGCAAUAAGAAGCAGUUUUUGA
Brettanomyces nanus is the source of this 888-nucleotide messenger RNA. RefSeq lists its product as uncharacterized. The coding region runs from base 1 to 888 and encodes 295 amino acids. The transcript has 2 exons. NCBI's taxonomy places the organism in Eukaryota, Fungi, Ascomycota, Pichiomycetes, Pichiales, Pichiaceae. Gene Ontology annotation, cellular component: cytosol. Gene Ontology annotation, biological process: translational initiation. The record is from RefSeq and is a predicted model, not a curated record. Gene Ontology annotation, molecular function: protein-folding chaperone binding.